This is a messenger RNA of Aspergillus pseudotamarii, 1931 nucleotides long. Its product is annotated as indoleamine 2,3-dioxygenase. The transcript has 2 exons. Lineage: Eukaryota; Fungi; Ascomycota; Eurotiomycetes; Eurotiales; Aspergillaceae. Gene Ontology annotation, cellular component: cytoplasm. The record is from RefSeq and is a predicted model, not a curated record. The coding region runs from base 325 to 1788 and encodes 487 amino acids. Gene Ontology annotation, molecular function: metal ion binding; heme binding; indoleamine 2,3-dioxygenase activity. Gene Ontology annotation, biological process: 'de novo' NAD+ biosynthetic process from L-tryptophan.
UGAGUUAAUUUCUUGAUCUGACCUCAUCCCUCCCUUCAUUCUGGUGACUUCCUCUCUGACCGAUUGUUAAUCCAAGUGGUCACGCGACCAUUGUCGUUUAAGACAUCAGUCUUUUGAGUCUGUAUGCUCCUCCUAACACUCUGGCCAUCUAGACCUUCAUGAGACUAACUUGACGUCAGUACUGCCGUGUGCAAAGCCUACCAAGGUCCUCCUAGACAGCAGUGUUGGACUAAGCAGACCUAGACGUCUUGUUCUUCUGGAAUUCGUGUUAGACGUCAGCAUUGUCGGAUCCAUUACUGUGAUUCUAUACACAUUCUAGUCAUCAUGCUUCCUCCGGUUCCAGCACUAGCGGACUACAGCAUUUCGCCAGACCAUGGAUUUCUUCCGCCCGAGCCACCCCUUGACGUCCUCCCAGACCCCUAUUAUGCUCGGUGGGAGUGGAUGGUCUCGAAUCUACAAUCGCUAUUGCUAAGUAAGAGGAUUCGGGGCGUUGUGGACCAGAUGCCUAUCUUAUGCACGUCCUACCUUCAGUCCGAAGGCGAGUGGAGAAGGGCCUAUGUCGUCCUAGGAUUCAUCCUUCACGGAUAUGUCUGGGGAGGAAGCAAACCAUCUGAAAAAGUGCCUCCUCAAAUUACCGCCCCCCUGCUAGAGGUUUGCAAGCAUUUGGAACUCCCUCCGGUUGCUACAUAUGCGGGAGUGUGUCUGUGGAACUACAAGUCUAUAUUCCCCGAGGAAGCUGCGGAUGACCUCAGUAACUUGAGUUGUCUGAACACAUUCACAGGCUCGUUGGAUGAACAAUGGUUCUACCUCAUUUCUGUUGCCAUCGAGGCUCGUGGUGCGCCAUCUCUAUCGCUGGCGCUGCAAGCAAUUUCUGCAGCCCGAGCUGGAAACAGCCUGGUGGUGACGGAAUCGCUACAGAGGCUCGCCGAAGUCAUCGAUGAAGUAGGAGCGCUGCUAGAACGGAUGUACGAGAACUGUGAUCCAUAUGUGUUCUACCACCGGAUUCGGCCAUACCUUGCUGGUAGCAAGAACAUGGCCGAUGCGGGACUUCCUCAUGGUCUGCUCUAUGACGACGGGAGCACAAAGCCCGAGUAUCGUCAAUACGGAGGUGGCAGUAAUGCUCAGAGCUCCUUGAUUCAAUUUUGGGACAUUGCUCUGGGUGUCGAACACCGACCCACUGGAGAAACCCGUUCUGAAACCGACAAAGAUGACAAAGAAGGAGUUACGGGAGCACCCCGCCACGGAUUCAUCCACGAGAUGCGGUCGUAUAUGCCAGGUCCUCACCGUCGGUUCCUGGAACAUGUAUCCGCAGUGGCCAAUAUUCGGGAGUAUGUGGAAGCUCGUCGUUCGGACAAGGCAUUAUGCAUUGCAUACGACGCUUGUCUUUCUAUGCUGCGAACCUUGCGGGACAAGCACAUCCAGAUGGUGUCCCGCUAUAUCAUCAUUCCAUCCCGCGAUGCCAAGGGCCGGGCACCCCGGUCUUCCAGCCCACGCAGGCAUGCCGCUACCACCAAUUUAGCGAACACUCGCACCGGCGAUGGAAAGAAUAAGAAGCUACGAGGAACGGGAGGUACUGCCCUGAUUCCCUUCCUCAAACAGGCACGAGAUGAGACUGGUGAGCCAGCCAUCGAUGCGUGGGCUCGCCGUCUUCUGAGUAAUGCACCCACCGAAGCCAGCUUUGCAGCCCUGAGCAAAGUCGGCGAGCAUCCCGACGGUCAUCUGCAGGUUGUUGGAUUGUCAGGGACCUGGGCAGCAGACGAUAGUGAAGGAGGCAUUUGCCACUGGUAACCAACCAGGCGCGUAUUAGUUCGACAUGGACUUGUGUGAUUUUAGCGAAUUGCGUUUGAUAUUUUAGCGUUUUUAGUAAUUACUGCCGAUGCAGUUUGCCCAGUCUAAAAGCUCAUGGGGACCGUCAUUCAACAACUACCUUG